AUGUCUUCCGGAGGAAAAGGAGGAAAGUCCGCCAGCGGAAAGCCCAGUCAGAGCCGUUCUUCCAAGGCCGGUCUCGCUUUCCCCGUCGGUCGUGUUCACCGUCUUUUGAGGAAGGGAAACUACGCUCAGCGUGUUGGUGCCGGUGCUCCCGUCUACCUCGCUGCCGUCCUCGAGUACCUCGCUGCUGAAAUCCUCGAGUUGGCCGGAAACGCCGCCCGUGACAACAAGAAGACCCGUAUCAUCCCCCGUCAUCUCCAGCUCGCUAUCCGUAACGAUGAGGAAUUGAACAAGCUUCUCGGACACGUCACCAUUGCCCAGGGUGGUGUCUUGCCCAACAUCCACCAGAACCUUCUCCCCAAGAAGUCUGGCAAGUCCGGAAAGGGUGCUUCCCAGGAGUUGUAA
Molecule: messenger RNA, 402 nt
Organism: Morchella importuna
Lineage: Eukaryota; Fungi; Ascomycota; Pezizomycetes; Pezizales; Morchellaceae
Exons: 4
Coding region: 1-402 (133 amino acids)
Cellular component (GO): nucleosome
Molecular function (GO): DNA binding; protein heterodimerization activity; structural constituent of chromatin
Source: RefSeq, a predicted model, not a curated record